Messenger RNA from Eutrema salsugineum, 3006 nucleotides. RefSeq names its product putative F-box/kelch-repeat protein At3g24610. The record is from RefSeq and is a predicted model, not a curated record. NCBI's taxonomy places the organism in Eukaryota, Viridiplantae, Streptophyta, Magnoliopsida, Brassicales, Brassicaceae. Bases 44 to 1291 code for a protein of 415 amino acids. The transcript has 9 exons. Gene Ontology annotation, molecular function: protein binding.
GAAACAAAGAAAAAAAAAAGAGGCAAGCUUUUGAGUGCGUUCGAUGUCGAAUUCAGCCAUUGAAGAGCCACCGCAUAAAAAGAGGAAGACAUGUCUGUCUCCGUCUGCGUUAUCGUUGCUGCCAGAUGAGAUAUUUCUAAGCUGCAUGUCUCGAGUGUCGAGAUCGGACCAGGCGGCGUUAUCUCUGGUCUCGAGAAGCUAUCGAUCUCUGGUGGCUUCACCAGAGCUCUACAAGAUGCGGUCGCUGUAUGGUUGCACGGAGAAUUGCGUCUAUGUAUGCUUAGUAAGCCCUCCGGACCCAAACCCACGGUGGUUCAUCCUCCUCCGGGAGAAUCGGCUUCUGAGCCCGAUCCCGAACCCGUCAUUCCCGCCUCAGGCUCCGGAAGGAUCCUCCGUGGUGGCGCUGGAUUGGGGGAUCUAUGUAAUUGGUGGAUUGAGAAACGGGAAGCCCACUUCGGAAGUCUGGCUUUUGGACUGUAGGACUCACACGUGGCGCCAAGUCCCUUCCAUGGGAGUGGGCCGGGUUACGGCGGCUGCUGGAGUCGUAGGCGGGAAGAUUUACGUGUUCGGAGGCUGCUGGAACCCAGAUUCCUCGAAUUGGGCAGAGGUAUAUGACCCAAAGACCCAAACUUGGGAAGCUUUGCCACCAAUGCCGGAUCGCAAGACACGCUGUCAGUUAAUCCACGACAGUGUGGUCGUGAAGGAGGAAAGGGUUUAUGCAGUGGAUCAUAUGGAAACAACGUUGUACUACUCGCCGAGUGAAAAGAAAUGGGGAAGAGGGAACCAUAGUGAACUGCAUGGAUACAAAAGGGAUUGGUGUGUGAUUAAUAACAUUAUCUACUCUUGUGAUCGGUUUGGGGAGUUGCGUUGGUGUGAGCAAGCUCAAUUGGAGUGCUCUGAACCUGAAGGAGAGGGGAUGUAUUGGAGGAAGGUACAGGGUUUGGGAUCUCUCAAGGACAGUCUCUCUAGCUCCAGACUGGUCCACUUUGAUGGGAGGUUUGAUGGUGCGUGGGAGUCCCUUAAGAUCGGGUUGGGUGUCAACACCAAGCUUAUAGAUGUACUUCCUGGAGCCAGACUCAUCAAAUCUGGUCCUAACCUUGUGCUCUUCUGGGAUGUCAUCGAGGGGGAUCAUCUUGAGAUUUGGUGUGCAGUGAUUUCCUUGGAAAGACGCCAAGGACCCGAGAUUUGGGGCAACAUUGACUGGUCUCAUCCUCUCAAGACCGUUGAGCCUUUCUCACAUCACCACAAGAUUAUGCAUAUUCUUCUUGGUGUUCUGCUAAAGUGCUUUUAGGUAAUGGAUCUACAAAUUCAGAGAUUAGAGAGAGGAAGUGACAUGCAAUCUUCAAGACAGUUCUCUUGGGUUGCUAGAAUAAGAACUCAAUAGGCAAAUUUUACAGCAGAGUUUGGUAAGUCCAACAACUUGAUCCCUCUCCAUCACCAUACUCUACAAGUGCUUUGUCACUCCAUCCGAAUCCAAGCAUGUUCAGGCCUGAUCAACUUGGGAACAUUGUGUAGUCUUUGGUCCAAUUAUAUGAUGAAAACAAGCCGGUUUAGCCGAAAUAGAGAACAAUUCGAAAGUCUUGAGAGAGACACUUGAGACAGCAGCUCCAGCGAAACAGAAGAAGCAACAUAUUCAUAUUUCGUCGACUAGCUACUGAAAAGGAAGCUCACAUUCCUUUUUCUUCAAAAUCCGCCAUGGAAGCAACUGCAAGAAUCCAGAUAAGUGUAAAUUCAGAAUCCCGUUCGAUCAAAUACACCAAAAUGUUUGGUGUUCCACAGUUUCAGUUACACUGGUUGGCUUGUGUAGGUUGAUGGAAAGCAAAUUCCUUCAUCAAUAUAGUACUCUCUUCGCUACACUUCACUGUGAUUCUGGUCUCCUCAUAAGUGAUGAUGAUGGUGAAAUUAGUGUUCAUUUGGAAUUUAAAGCUUUGGGAGGCUUACUAGUGAUUUCAUUUUGGCAGCUAUGGUGCCUUUGCUCGAAAGCUUCGUGGGCAGACAAGAGUUAGUAGAAACGAUCAAGGGUUGUAUCAUCGACUCGGGAUGAGCAGAUCCUCUAGAUACCAAGUUUUGUGCUUUUCAAGUUUUCUCCAUUGCUUCAUUGUCUUAUAUUGGAACUUUGGAAGUAGAAGAUAUCCCAAAUUUGGGCAGCUGGGUUUACCGCUGCCAUAUUGAAGAAGCGUAGCUCCACCAUAAAAACAGAACCAAUCAGUCCCAUUAACGAAGAGUCGAAGACGAUGCUUCAAACCCACAAAAGAAGGAACCUCUAGGACUCGAAAACAUGAUGCUAUCAUCUCUAGAGAAACUCUUACCCAUCGUCUUAAACCUCCCAGAUGUCAACAUGAGGCUAAAGAAAAUCAUCAAGAAACUCUAUGAGAACCAUCCUCCAUGUCCUCAGCUCUAUCUUUACAGCUCCGGGGACAAAGUUGUUCCGUCUCAUUCCGUAGAGCAACGGAUCAAAGAACAACAGAAGAUGGGAAGAAACAUACAUUCUUUCAAUUUCAGGGAUCACUGCCGGAAUUUUCUUGACCUGUACUCACAGCUUCAUAACUUCUUGCAAAAGUGCUUCACGCCAACAAAAGUGCUUACGAUGGGCAUCGAACUUUCCGUUAGAAAUCAGGCGGCGGCGGAGCUAGCCAGGGACCGGUUAGUGGUCGGAGUAUGUGAUGGCCCAAUGUUGACGAACAAGCAAUUCUCUGAGAUGAUACAACCCAUUGAAGAAAGGAUGCGUAAUGUGGAGAACUAUGUUAAGAUCGAGGUUGUGGAGAUAGUUUGCGAUGGAUCGAGUGGAAAUAACACAAGUUCGAGUACUCUGGGGAAGUUGGAGAAAGCCGAGAAACGAAAACAACCCGCAGAAGAAGAAGCAUUAUGAACACGGGACCUAAGAACUAGUCACAUGUAAAAUCAAGUUUGUUUGUAAUGUAAUAGAAUGAUCAAAUCAAUCUUUGCCUCACCAGAAAAGGUUGUAUAUCGGCUGAAACAAUCAAUAAAGGUCGAGUCUUUGCAUUC